CGCUCCGCUUUUUAUUCUCACUCUCGCAUCAUUCAGAGUUUGAAUUCGUGGCACAGUGCGGCUGAAUAACUGGCCGUUGUUUGUUUACCGUCGAUAUUUUCGGAAUCUAGUGGGCCACCGGUUCGCGUGGAGAUGAAGUUUUGAGGGAGUUUUCGAACAGAAUAGCAACUUCCAGCGCCAACCAUGACGGGGAACAGUGGCAGUGCCGCCAACGGAAAUUCCAAUUUUGAGAUUGCCCAGAGCAAUCAGGACCUGAUUACAUCGAAGCGAAAAAAUAGAAAAAGGAAAUGGUUGCUGAUUGGAGUUACCGUAGUGUUAGCUGUCAUUAUAUUAUUGGCGGCGAUCAUCAUAGUAGCUACGAGAAAGAAGAACUCAAAAGUAGGACCAACAGCAGCUUCAUUGACACUGGAUGAUUUUCUGCAUGGGAAAUUUCUUACAAAGGGUUUCAAUGGCACUUGGACAUCCGGUGACGAUUUGAUAUAUUCCGAUUCAAAUGGCAAUAUUGUUCUUCUCAAUCUCCAGAAUAAAACGUCCACAGUUCUCAUAGACUCAUUGGAUAACAGGAAGUGUUCAGUUCCAACAAGGCAUUGUGGUUUUCACCCGAUGGUAGAAAACUAGCAUACGGAAGAUUCAAUGACACAGAAGUCCCACUAAUGAUAAUACCUGUAUACGGGGAGCCAGGUAAACUGUCAUCCCAAUAUCCCAGGGCGAAUGUCAUCAAAUAUCCAAAGUGUGGUGCCAAAAACCCAACGGUCAGUUUUCACUUCGUUGACCUCGCCAAACCUGAGAGAGAAUUUUACCUCGAAGUGCCAAAUAAUGUUAAAGGGGAGGAGAUCUUAUCUGCAGUAGAAUGGGCUACAAAUGAUAUUUUGACGGCCAUUUGGAUGAACAGAGUUCAAAAUCGAGCUUCGAUAGUAGCUUAUGAUACAUCUCAAGAUUCUGUUUCUUCUACAAUAAUAAAAAAUUUGGUAGCUUCUGACGGUUGGCUAGAGUUAUUCACGCCUCCAAUAUUCUCCAAGGACGGAUCCAAGUUGGUCAUGAUCCUUUCCCAGGACCAAGGUGGAAAUUCUGGGUACAGACACGUAGUUAUGUUGAAUGUAGUGGAAAAUGCUCAGGACCAGCCACUCACGAAAGGAAAAUUUGUUGUAACGAGCAUUUUAGCUUGGGACCAUGAAGAAAAUUUAAUAUACUAUUUAGCGAACACAGAGUCAGACUGGACCGUCCAGCACCUCUACGCAGUUUCUGCAGAAACGAAAAACGUAACUUGCUUCACCUGCGACUUGAAAUCUGAGCACAACUCAACCACUGCCUGUUCGUACAACACUGCCGAAUUCAGCAAAAACUCUUCGUAUUACGUUCUGACCUGCGCAGGCCCAGACGUGCCGCAGGUGAAAGUUUUUUCCAAAAACGGCAACGAAGUAAUGCAAUGGAGCAACAACGAAGAACUAGCAAAUUACUUGAAAGAGAGGCAGACGGCUAGUUUGAAAAAAAUGACGUUCGACAUAGCUGAUGGAUUGAAGGCCAAAGUUUUGUUGAGGUUGCCACCGAAUAUGGACACGAGCGGACAGACCAAAUACCCCAUGCUCGUUAACGUCUAUGGUGGUCCGGACACUUACCAGGUCAUCGACAAGUUUGUUCUAGAUUGGGGUAGCUACCUUGCUGCGAAUAAAAGUAUAAUAUAUGCCGCUAUAGAUGGUAGGGGUUCUGGUUUGAAAGGUGACAGGACUAUGUUCGCAGGCUACAGAAAACUGGGAACAGUCGAAAUUGUGGACCAAAUCAACGUCACAAGAUUGAUCCAGAAAUCGCUUCCAUACGUCGAUUCAUCCAGAACCGCCAUUUGGGGAUGGAGUUAUGGAGGCUACGCAGCUGGAAUGGCUCUGGCAACCGACACCGAAGGGGUCUUCAAAUGCGCAAUUUCCGUGUCUCCAGUAACCGACUGGGCCUUAUACGAUUCCGUAUACACUGAACGGUUCAUGGGUCUCCCGACGGCAGAUGAUAACCUGAAGGGCUAUGAAGAGGGCCAGCUUCUCAAAAAGUACGAAGGGUUGCGGGACAAGGAGUACUUCCUGAUCCACGGUACUCAUGAUGACAAUGUCCAUUACCAGCAGUCGAUGAUGUGGGCCAAAGUACUCGAACAGAAUGACAUUCUCUUUAGGCAACAGAGCUACCCCGAUGAAGACCACAGUCUUGGCUUAGUCCGUCCACAUCUUUACCACUCCUUGGAGAAUUUCCUAGAUGAAUGUUUUCUAGAGAAAGGAGAUUAAAUAUUUGAAAAUGAUUUUCGUCCGAUAUCUGGAGCAAAUAGAAUUGGAAAUUAAAAUAUGCUCCAGCCUUAAGACUGAAUAUUUUCCUAAAUAAAAUUGAUUUUUCAGAAAAUAAAGAGAUUCUUGACUUUCAUCAUGUGUAACUAUGACAAAGUAAAUAAUAUUCACCUAAACAAAAAAGCUAAGAAUUUCACAUCACUAUUAAUCGUGUAAUAAAUUUUAUACUGUAGCGUGAAAUGCAAAAUUUAGAUUUACUCAUUCAACGUGUUGCCAGAUUAUUAAGCCUUCAAAUGAUUAUGAAAUUACGAACACAGAACACCAUUGAGCUCAUAUUAUGCUGAACACACUCGUUCUCACCUUGACAUGAAUGCACAAUAGCAAAGCUUACAGAACUAUAACUUAAGUUAUAGUUCUGUGGCAAAGAUAUAUACAUAUUGACAUUUGACAGUACACAACUACAAAUUGUUUUGUGAACAUGUGACCUUAUGAAAUAUAUGAAAAUUUCUUUCGCUUACCUUUUGCAUAAAAGUGGAACCUCUUCUCGGACCAAAUAUGUUGAAAAAAACUGAUAAUCAAACUUGAUCUCCAUUGGACAUCUAUUCCAGACACUACAGUAAUAUUCACAAAACUUUUGAAAGAUGAGGAAACAGUUAUUGUACCUAGUGUUUUGAAUAAUGGCAUGGCUUCAUAUAAAUAUUGUAUGCACAUUGAAUGGGUUUGAAACAGUGUAAUUAAAAUUGGCACAGAGCACGGAACACUGAGUAAAUUCUACAAAUAUUUGUUUUGAAUAUCGCCAGAAAAUUAAGAGUACUUAAAGACUAGUUUGAACAGAAUGUGUAGCAUUUCUAAAUUUUUUAGAAAACAAAAAGGCAACUAUAAAACUAAGAUUUAGGUAACAAAACAAGAUGAUGAUUAUGAUUCGAAUUAUAAUAUAAAAUUCACAUAGGGAUGUAGGCUCUCAUGGCUAGCGUCAAUGUUUUGGAUGGUUUCCGGGUUUUGCCGUGGUCUUCUUUGGUUAUGAUUUCCAAACGUUUCGACUGCAACUGCGGCAGCCAUCUUCAGUGGCGUGAUCGAAGUACUCUUCCUGACAUAUCAACUGAAACUGUCACUGAAGAUGACUGUCGCCGUUGCAGUCGAAACGUUUGGAAAUCAUAACCCAAGAAGACCACGGCAAAACCCAAAAACCAUUUAAAACUAUCUGUGCAGUUUUAAUUUUAUAGUGUUAUCUCAUAGAUAACAAAAAUAUCUGGGGACGUGAUAAGUUCAAAUAUUUGUAAAAUAUACUGCAUGUAUAGUAUGAAAAUAUUGCCCAGUUAAAUAUUAAGUCAUGUCUGUGACAAAGCUUGUUUUUGUUGUUCAUCAAGUAUUUCAAAUAUUCAUGUUGCACAUCAAACAUGAUGUGAAAUUGUUUUAAUAUUUCUCAGUAUAGGUAUAGUAUAUAUGUGUAUAUAUAAACUUCGUAAUAUCAGGCAGAGACAACCAACAGGGUAAACUAUUAAAUGCAUCUCAGAAAUAAAUGUACAUAUUGUAAAAUAUUUAUUUGAUGUUUCAGUAUCAUAUGUACAAUAUGCGAGAAUUUUAUUGUUUUUUAAUAAAAGUUUUUUAAACAA
Leptinotarsa decemlineata (Colorado potato beetle) is the source of this 3874-nucleotide messenger RNA. RefSeq names its product dipeptidyl peptidase 4 omega (gene ome). Gene Ontology annotation, biological process: proteolysis. Lineage: Eukaryota; Metazoa; Arthropoda; Insecta; Coleoptera; Chrysomelidae. Gene Ontology annotation, molecular function: dipeptidyl-peptidase activity; serine-type peptidase activity. Gene Ontology annotation, cellular component: plasma membrane. The record is from RefSeq and is a predicted model, not a curated record.